This is a messenger RNA of Dendronephthya gigantea, 2541 nucleotides long. Its product is annotated as post-GPI attachment to proteins factor 3-like. The record is from RefSeq and is a predicted model, not a curated record. The coding region runs from base 1191 to 2240 and encodes 349 amino acids. Gene Ontology annotation, biological process: GPI anchor biosynthetic process. Gene Ontology annotation, cellular component: endoplasmic reticulum membrane. The transcript is spliced from 10 exons. Gene Ontology annotation, molecular function: hydrolase activity, acting on ester bonds. Lineage: Eukaryota; Metazoa; Cnidaria; Anthozoa; Malacalcyonacea; Nephtheidae.
GUAUUGGAGAAUUUUUUGUUCAAUAUCCACGUUAAUUUACCAUUCAAGAAAUUCAAAGGCAGGAAAUAAGUUUAAAACUGUAGGGUCACGAGAAUCAUCAUACACGAAUUCACCAGGUUUUCCGUUAGCAAAUCUAGAUUUAAUUAAAGUUGUUCUUUUAAAAGUUGAAUUCUCGAACCCUGGUCAUCUAAGGGCUAAGGAUUGCUGCAUGCAAGUAUGUCUAGAUUAGAGUCCUAUAUAUAUAGCUUCAUAGUUUAUACCACCAAGCAUAUAUAUGAUACCAUAUAUAUUACCCUGAUACCGUAGGAUGCCCAACUCGUACCCAGGUUUGGGGAAACCCCGACUCCAACCGCAACUCUGUUCUAGACUUCUAGUUCUACACAAUCUACACUUCUAAAGCAUCUCCAGUAUAAUUCUGCAGUGUAAUAAGGUAAUUCACUUUUACAUUUUACGAAAUUGUGUGAAUUGGAUAAAAAAUAAAUGCAUAUUGAAUAAAAAAGUCCAGUGCAUGCUUUAAUUUGCCAAUAAGAUACUAAAAUUCACUAUAUCUAGGUUUAUGUGUUUACGAUAAUUUAUGCCACCACCAAUUAAUUACAACCUAUGAAGAAAAUCAACCAUGGUGAUUUCUGACAAUAUAAAUUUAUUUUAAUAAUUUAGGAGAUUAUUAUUCAUAUAGAAAUAUAGUAGAUUCUAAUAGUGAAGUCUGAGCUAGUCCAUGCUUAAUAAACUGAAGAAGUACAUACACUACACUAGAAUUAAGACAGAUAUGCAUGAUAUUCUCAGAGGAGGGUAUUGCAGGUCAGCAGCUAGCAGAUGAUAAAAGUCGACCAUGCCAUUUACCCCACUCUUCAUUCGCAGUUAUAUAUACAACCUUUCAUCAUCAUUGUUAUGUAACAGAUUUUUAUGUAACUUUUUAUUUCAAACUCACUUUGGCUAUCUUUUAGCCAACAAGUCAUUCAAGUUGUUAUCAUAAUUUAUAUAAACAAACAACUGUGUUCAUUUAUAGACAUGCUAUAAUUCCUAAAAUACAAUGCAUGUGUAGUGUCGAAAGAAAUUCAAAACAACAAAACUUGAGUAAUAGAAAACUAAUCCUCUCCAUAAUCUGUCAGGUUGCCUGGUUGUGCUACUGACAUGGCAGCCAUAUGACAUGUAAAGCUGUAGCCUUUAUGUACUUAUGAACAAUUUGUAUUAUGUUCAUAUUAAUCUUCAUCAAAUGGAGAACCAAUGUUGAUCAUAAGCAGCAAAUCAAUGAAAUACUAGUCUUUGUUUAUUAUGCAGGGAUGCCUAAACAUUAUGGACCCAUUAAAUAUUUCUUACUGUGGGCAUUACUUCUUUGUGCAAUCUCAAUGGCCAAUAGCUCAAGUGGUGACAGAAGUGAGACAUUUCAGAGAUGUUUAACCAGUUGUCUUGUUUUAUGUAAGAAUGAUGAUUCCUACCCUGCGAAACUGCCAGUGUAUUUAGUGAUAUUUGGUUGGAAAUGUCCAGAUGAAUGCAAGUAUACAUGUAUGCACAAAGUCACCCAUCGCGCUGUUGCAAGAGGACGGAAGAUUGAACAAUUUUAUGGCAAAUGGCCGUUUAUUCGUCUUUUUGGUAUCCAGGAGCCAGCGUCUGUGUUGUUUUCUAUUGGUAAUGGCCUGGGGCAUUAUUUUGGAUGGAAAAUGUUCAAGAACCAUGUUAAUCCACAUUAUUCAAUGUACAGCACAUGGAAGUUGUACUACAUAAUUAGUGUAAAUGCUUGGCUGUGGUCGGCUGUUUUUCACACAAGAGAUCUAACAUGGACUGAGCGCCUUGACUAUUUCGGGGCAGUCUCGCUGAUUUUGGCAUCGAUAUACUCUUCUUUUGUAAGAAUUGUUGGUCCAGAAUACGUUUGGAGAUGUCGUUUAUUUGGGUUAUUUAUUGCAACGUUGUUCUGCUGUCAUUGUGGUUACCUUUCUUUGAUUCGUUUUGAUUAUGGUUACAAUAUGAAAGCCAGUGUCACUGUCGGUAUUAUUAAUAUUGUUGGUUGGAUUUCCUGGUGUUUAAAGAACUGGAAAAAUCGAUCCUACGUAUGGAAAUGUGCUUUUAUCAACAUCUCGCUGUUUUGUCUUGUUGCGUUAGAACUAUGGGACUUCCCACCAAUUUGGGGUAUUCUGGAUGCGCACGCUAUAUGGCAUUUCACAACAAUUCCAUUUUGUUACUUCUGGUACAGUUUUAUUUUGGAUGACGCUCGUUUUGAUGAAAAGCUGUGUAAAGUGAAGUGACGAUAAUUUUUCAAGAGGCGCGUAGUGUUUUAAUUGCAGUUAUCAGUUCAAAAUUCCACCCACAAGCACUCGUGUGCUGGUUCACAAUCAGACGAUGAAGGUGACACCGUGCCGACAUCUCCAAGUUGCAUUAAGUUUUAUAUUCCUGUCCGCGUGUUUGCAUGGUGAUUUUUCUCUUGAUAAGCAUCAUGCAUGUAUAUCUCAUUACGAGCCUUGACGUUAGAAACAAUAUCACAGUUAAUUUUAUGUAACAAAUUAAGUGAAUAACUAGGUAGAAUAAGGAAUAACUAGCAAGGUACAA